AUGUAUUCGUAUACGUUUAGAUCAUGCCCCGGUUGCUCCAAAGAAGAGAUGAAAGCACUUGAUAAAAUGAGGGGAUUUCCUAUCAAGCAGAGAGCGGAGCGGAGCGCAUCAAAGAGUAUGGGAUAUCCCAAGAAGAGAUGGGGAGUAGGGUGGACGCUCUUGGUUUGUGUUGCUGCUGCGUGCUUGGUUCUCGCUGACGGACGGAGACUGAGGCAGCCGCGGUGUCCCAUAGGAUGCUCCUGCACUAAGGACAAUGCACUGUGUGAGAAUGUCCGAUCUGUGCCACAUACUUUCCCCAGUGACGUCGUUUCUCUAUCUUUUGUCAAGUCAGGAUUCAAUGAAAUAUCAGCUGGGAGCUUUGUCCAUACACCUGCCCUGCAACUGCUGUUAUUCACAGCAAAUUCCUUCGAUUUCAUUGAUGAAGAUGCGUUCCUGGGACUACCACAUCUUGAAUAUUUGUUCAUUGAAAAUAACAGAAUAUCGUCCAUAUCUCCAUUCGCGUUCCGGGGUCUAAAAACACUCAUUCAUCUGAGUCUGGCGUACAACAACCUCGAGACGCUGCCCAAAGAUGUGUUCAGGGGCAUGGAGGCGCUGACCAAAGUGGACUUGCGUGGGAACAACCUGGUGUGCGACUGUAAGCUGAAGUGGCUGGUGGAGUGGAUGCACGAGACUAACGCCACCCUGGACCAGAUCCACUGCAGCGGGCCUCCCUCGCACCAGGGCCGCAAGAUCAACGACCUGCUCCCACACUCCUUUGACUGCAUCACGGCGGAGUUUGCCUCCUAUCAAUCAUUGAAGUUUGAGUCCAUCUCGGUGGAGGCCUUCACCUUUGGCAUGGACCAGUUCGUGGUGUUUGCACAACCGUUCGCUGGGACCUGCAGUUUCCUGGAGUGGGACCAUGUGGAGAUGAAUUUCAGGACUUUUGACACAAUUGAAAGCACGUCCACAGUGGUCUGCAAGCCCAUGGUCAUCGACAACCACCUCUUCAUCAUUGUGGCUCAGUUGUUCGGGGGCUCCCACAUUUACAAGCGCGACAUAUCGGCCAAUAAGUUCAUCAAGAUCCAGGACAUCGACAUCCUGAGGAUCCGUAAGCCCAACGACAUCGAGACGUUUGUGAUCGACGGGGAAUCCUUCUUCGUUAUCGCGGACAGCUCCAAAGCCGGCUCCACCACAGUGUACAAGUGGAACGGGAAUGGCUUCUACUCGCACCAGUCCCUGCACCCCUGGUACCGGGACACAGACGUGGAGUACGUGGAGAUGUCGGGGAAGCCUCACCUGAUCCUGUCCAGCAGCUCGCAGAGGCCCGUGGUGUACCAGUGGAACCGCAGCAUGAAGCUGUUCGAGCGCCGCACCGACAUCCCCGACAUGGAGGACGUCUUCUCCGUCAAGCACUUCCGCGUCAAAGGUGAACUGUUUAUCUGCCUGACAAGAUUCAUUGGGGACUCCAAGGUGAUGCGCUGGGACGGGGCCAUGUUCAAAGAGGUCCAGACAUUCCCCUCUCGCGGCUCCAUGGUGUUUCAGCCCGUCGCCAUUGGCAACUGGCAGUACGCCAUUCUGGGCAGCGACUACUCCCUGACUCAGGUCUACCAAUGGGACACCAAGAGGGGCCACUUUGUCUCGUCCCAGGAGCUGAACAUCCAGGCUCCCAGGGGGUUCGCUCUGGCCGCCAUCGACGAGCGCGUCUUUCUGUUUGCAUCCAGCUUCAAGGGGAAGACGCAAAUCUACGAGCACCUCAUGAUUGAUCUCAGUAAUUAA
Messenger RNA from Knipowitschia caucasica, 1755 nucleotides. NCBI's taxonomy places the organism in Eukaryota, Metazoa, Chordata, Actinopteri, Gobiiformes, Gobiidae. The record is from the annotation of a GenBank genome assembly.